Molecule: messenger RNA, 2922 nt
Organism: Prorocentrum cordatum
Lineage: Eukaryota; Dinophyceae; Prorocentrales; Prorocentraceae
Source: the annotation of a GenBank genome assembly
CAUCUGCACCGACAGACGCGGACCUAUCGGACCCUUGCUGAGAACGGCGAUUGGGCUGGCCGUCUGCGCGAGCGCCCAGGUUUGGAGGCGUGGCUGGAGUGCUGCAUCGUGGCGCUCAACACCACGUGGCUCGAGGGCGACGCGUGCUGGCCGAAGCUUUCGGCGCUCGGUCAGGCGCGGCACGUCACUGCGGCUCGGGCGCGCGCAUUCUGGACCUUGGAGUGGCGCGUGGAGGCCUUCCUGGGGCCGCAGCCUGAGCCGCUGCCGAGCGCGCCAGCGUCGACCUUCCUGGCGUCGCGCAGCAUCAGCCAUACCUGGGAGGCUGUCCGCCGAGCCGAGGAGCUGAGCUGGGCGCGGGCCUUGCCGGGGCUGCCGCCCGAGGAUCGGUGCGCGACUCUGCGGGUCGUGGACCUCUGCGGUGAGCGCAUGGCCUGCUGGUUCAACGAUCCGCUCUCGACGCUGGCGCUGCUGGACACGGCGCCAGUCCGCCCGAAGCUUGGGCGCGUCAUGUGCGAGCGGGAGUCGCUGCUCCCGCUGGCGCGCGGGCUUCUGGAGCGAGGGCUGGUCAUUCCCUCUCAGGAGGCGGACCUCUUGAAGAUCCAGGGCAAGCCUCUGCUCAACGGGCUGAUCGGCGCGCCCAGGAGCCAGGUGGCCCGUGAGGACCCCGAGGGGAAGGAGGUGCUGAGGCCCAUGAUUCUCACUGCGACGAACGAUGUCUCCCUCGACUUUGGGGGGGAUACUGGCGCCCUGCCAUACUUCGCGCAAUGGAGGUCCAUCGCGCUGGGGCCAGACGAGGAGCUCGCGUGGUCGUUCGACGACCUCACGGGGGCCUUUUACCCCUACAGGCUGCCCGAUGCCUGGGCGCCGCUGUUCGCGUUCGACGCGGUCUUCGACGCGGCGAGCUUGGGCUUGGGGGUGCCGUUCGGGGGCCAGGUCUACCUCGGCGCGGUCGCCAUGCCGAUGGGGUACAAGCACGCGAUGGGUCUGGUGCAGUACGUGCACAGGCGCAUGCUGUCCGAGGCCGGGCUGGGACCUUCGCCGCUGCCGAGGGGCCGCGAGGUGCGCAAGGACAGGUCUGUCCCCGCGCAGCGGGGGGGCUCGGCCUUGAGGGAGCUCUGGCAGCUCUACUGCGACGACGCGGACUACGCCGAGCUCGCGCGCCGACGUUCGGAGCCGGCGGGAGGCUUCGCCGCCAGCGCGCGCGACCGCUACGCCCAGCGAGACGCGCCGCUGAGCGAGAAGAGCGGGGCGCGCGCGCCCUCUUGCCAGCGGCUGGGGGCCCUGGUCGACGGCAGAGACGGGCGCGUCCGCGCCCCCCCUUCCAGGGCCGCCCUCUGCGCCCAGCUGGCGGCCCAUCUGCUCGCGGAGGCUGUCAGCAGGAAGGAGGCCCAGGUGGUCGCCGGGCAUUGGUGCCACCUGAGUUGCAUCAGGCGCGAGUGCGGCACGGUCUUCCGGAGGCUGUGGCGCACCAUCGCCCAUUGGGACGGGGGCAGGAGGAACCUGCUGUCGGCGGAUGUCUGCGCCGAGCUGGCCCUUGCCCUCAGCCUGCUGCCGUUGCACGAGUUUGACCCCCCCACGCCCGUGGACAGCAUGAUCCCCGCGAGCGGCGCGUCGGAGAGGGGUGGCGGUGCUUGCUGGACGAGGAGCCUCCGUCCAGAGUUUCGCGACUCGGCCUUGUCGGUCUUGGCGCAGGGCCAAGGUGCGAACAGGGGCGAGGCGGGCAUCAUCGAGCUGUUUGGUGGCAUCGGCGGCGGGCGCAUGGCCCUGGAGCGACUCGGCAUUGAGGUCUGUCCCCACGCCUCCGCCGAGGUCUUCGAGCCCGCCAAGCGCGCGGCGCAGCAGCGUUGGCCCGACUGCGUUGAGCUGGGGGGCGUCCGCUCCAUCACGGCCGAGUCGCUGCGCAGCCUCCUGGCGAAAGCGCCCCACUUGCGGGUGCCGUUCGCCCUCGGUGGGUCGCCCUGCCAGGGCGCCGCGCGGGCCAACGCGGCCGCAGGAGGCUGGGCCGAGGCGCUCGCCCAGCCGGUCAGGCACAUUCCCCGCGUCGCCACCUUGGCGCGGGAGGCGUGUCCUGAGCUCGCGGCGCUGCCCCUCGCGGAGAACGCCAGCUCCAUGAGCGAGGAGGGCCGCCGCCACUUCAACAGGGCGCUGGGCUCAGUGCCGAUCGAGCUCUGCGCCAGCGGCUGCAGUCUGGCCAGGAGGCCGAGGUUGCACUGGCUCGACUUCCCGCUGGGCCCUCAGACCCCAGAGUUGAGCUGGGAGGUGGAGGCCGGGGCGAUCCGAGGGACGCUCCGAGGGGCAUGGCCUUUCUGGGCCGAGUGGCUCGAGAGCGGGGCGAGCCGCCCACGGGGAGAGCGCGGUGCCCGGGCGACCUUCACGCGCCCGAUCCCCCGCGAGGAGCCACCAGUCGCCCCCGCGGGCCUCGCGAGCACGGGGCCUGCCGCGCGGGCUCGCUGGGAGGCAGACCAGUAUCGCUACGCCCCGUACCAGAACAAGCUUGGCAACAGGGUCUAUGACCGCCAGGGGUGCCUCCGCCCUCUGACAAGUGCGGAGAGGGCCGUGCGGUUGGGCUUUCCAGCCAAGAACUGCCCCUGGGCUGUGCCAAUGUCCGCGGGCUUCUCAGGCCGCGAGGUGGAGGACGCACGCCGUGGUCUCUACGGCAACACCUUCUCGGCCCCCGUGGUGGCGAUGUUGCUGGGCCGCGGCCUGUUGGCCGCAGGUGCGCUGGUGGACGAAUACCUCCGCCAGCUUCUGGGCAAGGCCCCCGCCGACGCAAGUUCCAAGCAGGUGCACGACGCCAUGCGCGAGGGCCUGGCCCGCUCUGUCAUCUCCAAGGGCAGCGACGCGCGCAUCGCGAGCGGGCACGUCCACAACCCGGCUGGCUGGCCGCGCCGCGGGGUGGAAGCGCAUAUGUGGCAGUGGAAG